Chaetura pelagica (chimney swift) is the source of this 3781-nucleotide messenger RNA. RefSeq names its product ATPase, class II, type 9B (gene ATP9B). The transcript has 29 exons. Bases 35 to 3322 code for a protein of 1095 amino acids. The record is from RefSeq and is a predicted model, not a curated record. Gene Ontology annotation, molecular function: ATP binding; ATPase-coupled intramembrane lipid carrier activity; magnesium ion binding. NCBI's taxonomy places the organism in Eukaryota, Metazoa, Chordata, Aves, Apodiformes, Apodidae. Gene Ontology annotation, cellular component: plasma membrane; trans-Golgi network; endosome. Gene Ontology annotation, biological process: phospholipid translocation; retrograde vesicle-mediated transport, Golgi to endoplasmic reticulum; endocytosis.
CCAAGUGGAAGAUGAGUCCUCUCAUUUGGAUGAAAUGCCACUAAUGAUGUCAGAAGAAGGCUUUGAAAAUGAUGAGAGUGAUUAUCAUACUCUACCAAGAGCCAGAGUUUCUCAGAGAAGAAGAGGCUUAGAAUGGUUUAUCUGUGGUGGCUGGAAGUUCCUUUGUACUAGUUGUUCUGAUUGGCUUAUAAACAUAUGCCGAAGAAAGAAAGACCUGAAGGCUCGCACAGUGUGGCUUGGGUGUCCUGAGAAGUGUGAAGAAAAAUACCCCAAAAAUGCCAUAAAAAAUCAAAAAUACAACAUGUUUACCUUUAUACCUGGGGUUUUAUAUGAACAAUUCAAGUUUUUCUUGAAUCUCUAUUUUCUCGUCGUGUCCUGCUCACAGUUUGUACCAGCAUUGAAAAUAGGCUACCUGUACACGUACUGGGCUCCUCUGGGAUUUGUUUUGACAGUCACGGUGGUACGGGAAGCUGUUGAUGAAUAUCGACGUUACAAGAGAGACAAGGAAAUGAACUCACAGUUAUAUAGCAAGCUGACAGUACGAGGUAAAGUGCAAGUUAAGAGUUCAGACAUACAAGUUGGAGACCUCAUCAUAGUGGAAAAGAAUCAACGAAUCCCAUCUGACAUGGUGUUUCUCAGAACAUCGGAAAAAACUGGUUCAUGUUUCAUUCGAACUGACCAGCUCGAUGGAGAAACAGACUGGAAACUGAAGGUUGCCGUCAGUUGCACACAAAGAUUGCCAGCUUUGGGGGAUCUCUUUUCAAUCAAUGCAUAUGUUUAUGCUCAGAAGCCACAGCUGGAUAUUCACAGUUUUGAGGGAACCUUCACACGGGAGGACAGUGAUCCAGCAGUUCAUGAAAGCCUAAGCAUAGAAAAUACGUUAUGGGCAAGCACUGUUGUUGCUUCAGGAACUGUGAUCGGUGUAGUCAUUUACACAGGCAAGGAAACUCGAAGUGUAAUGAACACGUCCAAUCCAAAAAACAAGGUUGGCCUUCUGGAUCUGGAGUUGAAUCAACUGACCAAAGCCCUGUUUUUGGCUUUAGUUGCACUAUCAGUUGUGAUGGUAACUCUACAAGGAUUUGUAGGCCCGUGGUAUCGCAACCUUUUCCGGUUCCUCCUCCUGUUUUCCUAUAUCAUCCCAAUCAGUUUACGUGUGAACUUGGACAUGGGUAAGGCAGCCUAUGGGUGGAUGAUUAUGAAAGAUGGCAACAUUCCUGGAACAGUUGUUCGAACUAGCACCAUACCAGAAGAAUUGGGACGGUUAGUUUAUUUACUAACGGAUAAAACAGGAACACUUACACAGAAUGAGAUGAUAUUUAAACGCCUCCAUCUAGGUACUGUGUCCUAUGGAACAGACACAAUGGAUGAAAUUCAGACUCAUAUUUUAAACUCUUAUUCACAGGUGCACUCUCAGAAUAGUGGAAACAGUACGAGUUCAACACCAUCUAGGAAACCUCAGUCAUCUGCACCCAAAGUGCGCAAGAGCGUCAGCAGUCGGAUCCAUGAAGCAGUGAAGGCCAUUGCACUGUGCCACAAUGUGACCCCAGUGUAUGAAUCCCGGGCUGGUGUGUCUGCAGAAACAGAAUAUGCAGAAGUGGAUCAGGACUUCAGUGAUGAAAAUAGAACUUACCAGGCUUCCAGCCCUGAUGAGGUAGCUCUGGUGCAGUGGACUGAGAGUGUUGGUCUCACUCUGGUUAACAGGGAUUUGACCUCAAUGCAGCUGAAGACCCCUGGUGGACACAUCCUGACGUACUAUAUUCUGCAGAUCUUUCCCUUCACUUCUGAGAGCAAGCGCAUGGGGAUCAUAGUUAGGGAUGAAUCUUCAGGAGAAAUUACAUUUUACAUGAAGGGUGCAGAUGUUGCCAUGUCUACUAUUGUACAGUACAAUGAUUGGUUAGAAGAAGAGUGUGGUAAUAUGGCACGAGAAGGACUGCGUACACUGGUUGUUGCCAAAAAAUCACUGACUGAAGAGCAGUAUCAAGAUUUUGAGAGUCGAUAUAACCAAGCAAAGUUAAGCAUACAUGAUAGAAACCUGAAGGUUGCUGCUGUUGUAGAGAGUUUGGAGCGAGAAAUGGAAUUGCUGUGUCUCACUGGAGUAGAAGAUCAGCUGCAAGCAGAUGUUAGACCAACUCUAGAGAUGCUAAGAAAUGCUGGAAUAAAGAUAUGGAUGUUAACAGGAGAUAAACUGGAGACAGCAACUUGUAUUGCAAAAAGUUCUCACUUAGUGUCUAGGACUCAAGAUAUUCACAUUUUCAGACCUGUUACCACUCGAGGAGAAGCUCACUUAGAACUAAAUGCCUUUAGGAGGAAGCAUGACUGUGCCUUGGUGAUAUCUGGGGACUCACUUGAGGUUUGUUUGAAGUAUUAUGAGCAUGAAUUUGUAGAGUUGGCUUGUCAGUGUCCUGCUGUAGUGUGCUGCCGAUGUUCUCCCACCCAAAAAGCUCAUAUUGUGAAACUGUUACAGCACCACACUGGAAAACGCACGUGUGCAAUAGGUGAUGGAGGAAAUGAUGUCAGCAUGAUCCAAGCAGCAGACUGUGGAAUUGGAAUUGAAGGCAAGGAGGGAAAACAAGCUUCCCUAGCAGCUGAUUUCUCUAUCACACAGUUUAAACACAUAGGUAGGCUGCUGAUGGUACAUGGUCGAAACAGUUACAAAAGAUCAGCAGCACUUGGUCAAUUUGUCAUGCACCGAGGCCUUAUUAUUUCAACUAUGCAGGCUGUAUUUUCAUCAGUCUUCUAUUUUGCAUCUGUUCCCUUAUACCAAGGAUUCCUUAUGGUAGGGUAUGCAACCAUAUAUACUAUGUUUCCAGUCUUCUCUCUAGUAUUGGAUCAGGAUGUGAAGCCAGAAAUGGCAUUGCUGUAUCCAGAACUUUAUAAGGAUCUCACAAAGGGAAGAUCUUUGUCAUUUAAGACCUUCCUCAUCUGGGUUUUAAUCAGUAUUUACCAAGGUGGGAUUCUGAUGUAUGGAGCCCUGCUGCUUUUUGAAUCUGAAUUUGUACACGUCGUUGCCAUUUCCUUCACUGCCCUAAUCCUGACUGAGCUCUUGAUGGUUGCACUGACCAUACGAACAUGGCACUGGUUAAUGGUGGUGGCUGAAUUCCUCAGUCUUGGCUGCUAUGUGGCCUCUCUUGCAUUUCUAAAUGAAUACUUUGGUAUAGGCAGAGUGUCUUUUGGAGCUUUCUUAGAUGUUGCCUUUAUCACAACUGUGACCUUCCUGUGGAAAGUGUCAGCAAUCACUGUUGUAAGCUGUCUUCCACUUUACAUUCUCAAGUACUUGAAGCGCAAAUUUUCUCCUCCAAGUUACUCCAAGCUUACCUCGUAAAAGUAAUUAUAUGCCUAUGGUUUUGCAGUCACAACUGUCUGCAUAUUGCACAUUCACCGUGCUUUAGUGUCUCUGGAUUUAUGUUGGACUAAAGAAAUUUUUUAAAAUAAAUAGAAGUGGUAGAAUGAAUAGAGCACAAAAGGAGGAGGAAAAAUCUGACAGGUACAAUAACAUGGAAAUACACUAACUAGACUAUCCAAUAUAAAGUUUCUUCUUGUUAUUUUUUUUUUACUUUCAGUUGCUAUGAUUAUAAAAUAAAACCAAGUUACCUUUGAUUUGACAAUGCUUCUGAAUGUUUUCAUUGCUACUGUAAAGGAUUUUUUGAUACUGUGAAGAAUUUUUUCCUACCGUACUAAUCUUCUGCGAGUUGAAUUGAAAGUUUUGUUAUUAAUUACAUAACUUCCCUUCUUUAAUUAUUACCUAAUUUAAAUCUUUUCCCUCAAUGUUUAUAUAUGGAAA